AACAAAGUAGCUGAUCUUGCAGCAACAAUUAACGAACAUAAACCUGAUGUUGUUUUGGGGAACGAAUCUUGGCUUACGCCAGAUAUUGCAAACUCGGAAAUAUUCCCGAACGAUUAUAAUGUCUUUAGAAAAGACAGACCCGAUGGUUAUGGGGGAGUCUUCCAGGCUACUAAAAAGGACUUGAUAGUCACCCAACGAUUAGAACUUGACACAGAUUGCGAAAUCGUUUGGACACAAUGCCAGUUGGCAGAUAAAAAAGCAAAAUCUAUUUUGUUGGGGUCGUUCUAUUGCCCAAAUGCACACGACAUAAAAAGUCUACAUGAACUCGACAAUUCUGUCUCAGCCCUAGGAGAUAAAUUACAUCAACACAACGUAGUAUUAGCUGGUAAUUUCAAUGCCCCCAACAUCUUAUGGGAAAACCAACAAAUCACAAGGAAUAUUUUUACCUCAGCGUUGCUGCUUGAAAUUGUCGACAAACACGACCUGUGUCAGCUUGUGAGAGAACCGACACGUAAACAGAUUCAAACACAAAAUAUUUUAGACCUCGUCUUAGCUAACAAUAGAAAUAAUAUUAGCGACAUUGAAGUAAUCCCUGGUAUAAGCGACCAUGAUAUUGUGCGUUUUUCAAUUAACUCACGCUGUAGAAGGAAACCAAACGUUAAACGGAAAGUAUAUAUUCGAAAGAAAGCGGACUCAGAUCGUAUUAGGAAAGAGUUGCAAGCGUUUACCGAAAACUUCGACAAAGCAUGUGAGGGAAAAUCCCUAAAUGAUAAAUGGGACGAGUUUGAAUUAACAAUGCGACAUAUAAUUGAUAAUUGUGUGCCGCACAAAACUACCAGUUCACGGCACAAUCUUCCAUGGUUCACGCGAUCCUUAAGACGACAAACUCGUGGAAAACAAAGGCUAUACAACAAAGCAAAGAAGUCAGGAAAUGAAUCCCACAGGGCAAUUUUAGAGAAUCCAAACGAAAAGUACAUUCAGACUUGAAAGCUGCUAGGGAAAAUUAUGUUAGUAAUUUUCUUGGAGAGUCCAUAAAAGAAAGCCCCAAGAGAUUUUGGUCAUACGUUAAGAAAUUAAAUAAAGAUGAUGUCAAUAUAUCGGACUUUGACAUUAAUGGAGAGUCCAUAAGUGAUAGAAAGCAUAAAUCAGAACUUUUAAGUGAACAUUUCUCGAGUGUUUUUACCCUUGAAAAUAUUAGUAAUAUGCCAAAAUACCCGAAAAUUCAAAUCCUAGUAUUAAUCCCCCAAUUAUUUCUGCCCGAGGGGUUGUUGCCCAACUAUCUGCGUUAAAACCCGAUAAAGCACCUGGACCAGAUGAAAUUCCCCCGUGGUUUAUGAAGGAAUAUGCAAACGAAACUGCCCCGACACUUACAAAGAUAUUUCAGGAGUCUAUAGACAUUGGCGUCGUACCAAAGAAAUGGAAAAAUGCAAAUGUCACGGACCAAUUUCGUUGACGUGUAUCUCUAGCAAGGUGCUCGAGCAUAUUGUGCAUAGCCAUAUCGUGAAAUAUUUCGACCGAUAUAACAUCUUAACUGAUUUACAGCAUGGUUUUAGGGCCAAAAGGUCGACUGUAACUCAAUUGAUUGGUACUAUCCACGAUAUUUCAAGUGCUAUUAACAAUGAUUCCACUGUACAUGUUGUCAUUCUGGACUUUGAAAAAGCAUUCGACAAAGUCCAACAUCAACGCCUGUUGAGAAAAUUACAAAGUUACGGAAUACAAGGGCCCCCGAAUAAUUGGCUUGAAUCAUUUCUCACGGAUCGUUAUCAGACAGUUGUUUGUGAAGGGGAAGCAGCCAAACCAACAUCGGUAACCUCAGGCGUCCCACAAGGAACUGUUUUGGGACCGUUAUUGUUCCUUUCGUACAUUAACGAUUUGCCAAAAGCACUGAAUUCUAGUGUUCGAUUGUUUGUGGACGACGCGCUUUUGUACGGCCUAAUCUCGGGAAGCUCAAACAGUGAUGAAUUGCAGGACGAUCUUAGCAAGUUGGACACCUGGCAAGAGAAAUGGCAAAUGAAGUUCAAUCCAGGGAAAUGUAAAGUAUUAUGCAUAUCAACAAAAAAGACCCUCCGCAUAGGAAAUAUUCUUUCUGUAACACAGAGUUGGAGCAAGUCGAGUCGGUCGCUUACCUGGGUAUCACCCUAAAUAACAAAAUGAAGGACACAGACAAGCACUCAAACACAGCAAGUAAAGCCAGUAAAUUACUUGGAAUGGCACGAAGAAAUUUUUGGAAUUGUCCAAAACACGUUAGGGAAACUGUUUACAAAACAAUG
Molecule: messenger RNA, 2270 nt
Organism: Paramuricea clavata
Lineage: Eukaryota; Metazoa; Cnidaria; Anthozoa; Malacalcyonacea; Plexauridae
Source: the annotation of a GenBank genome assembly